AUGCUGAAGGUCAGGUUUGGAGGCGGUGGUCGUGCUUUCAGGACAGCAGCGAUGAAGCACUGUUUUUACAAUGAGACUGUGGGGUUCUUCUACAACAACAGCCGCAAAGAGCUGACCACGUACUGGAGGACGAAGGAUGUCCUGGUGGUUGCCCUGGGCCUGACGGUGAGUGUCAUCGUGCUCCUGACCAACCUGCUGGUCAUCACCGCCAUCGUCAUCAACCGGCGUUUCCACUACCCCAUCUACUACCUGCUGGGCAACUUGGCAGCUGCUGACCUCUUUGCUGGCAUUGCGUACAUGUUCCUCAUGUUCCAUACGGGGCCCAGGACAGCGGAGCUCUCCCUGAAGACCUGGUUCAUCCGUCAGAGCCUGCUGGACACCAGUUUGACAGCCUCUGUGGUGAACCUGCUGGCAAUCGCUGUGGAAAGGCACCAGACUGUUUUCACGAUGCAGUUACACAGCAAAAUGUCCAACCAGCGUGUGAUGAUCCUCAUCUUCUGUAUUUGGGUCACGGCACUGCUCCUGGGGCUCAUCCCGUCCUAUGGCUGGCACUGCUUAUGUGCCUUGGACAAGUGCUCCAGGAUGGCCCCGCUCUACAGCAGGAGCUACCUGACCUUCUGGGCCAUCUCCAACCUGGUCAUCUUCCUGAUCAUGGUGGUUGUGUACACGCACAUCUUCAUCUAUGUCAAAAGGAAGAUGACACGGAUGUCCAAGCACACUAGCUUCCACCCCCGCUAUAAGGAGACCAUGAUCAGCCUCGUCAAGACGGUCACUAUUAUCCUAAGUGCUUUUGUUAUCUGCUGGACGCCAGGACAAGUUGUGCUCCUCCUGGACGGCCUGGGCUGCAAGAGCUGCAACGUUCUAGCGGUGGAGAAAUACGUCCUUUUGCUGGCGGAGAUCAACUCGUUGAUAAACGCUAUUGUCUACUCUUACAGGGACAACGAGAUGCGCAGCACCUUCCGGAGGAUCCUCUGCUUUGUCUGUUAUAGGAAUUCCAAAUACACCCCCACGGUGGUGAAGCUGAACACCACAGACCGCGGGACGCUUUCUCAGAACGGGCACUUCACUGUGGAUUCCUCUAUUUAG
Messenger RNA from Opisthocomus hoazin, 1086 nucleotides. RefSeq names its product lysophosphatidic acid receptor 2 (gene LPAR2). Gene Ontology annotation, molecular function: lysophosphatidic acid receptor activity. The record is from RefSeq and is a predicted model, not a curated record. Gene Ontology annotation, cellular component: membrane. Gene Ontology annotation, biological process: G protein-coupled receptor signaling pathway. NCBI's taxonomy places the organism in Eukaryota, Metazoa, Chordata, Aves, Opisthocomiformes, Opisthocomidae.